Molecule: messenger RNA, 681 nt
Organism: Saccoglossus kowalevskii
Lineage: Eukaryota; Metazoa; Hemichordata; Enteropneusta; Harrimaniidae
Product: guanine nucleotide exchange factor VAV3-like
Biological process (GO): intracellular signal transduction; regulation of GTPase activity; cell migration
Cellular component (GO): cytoplasm
Molecular function (GO): guanyl-nucleotide exchange factor activity; protein binding
Source: RefSeq, a predicted model, not a curated record
GGAUCUUAUGAACCAACUGUUCCAUCAUUCCCAAAUACUAUGCCAUCCAUUCAAGGUCGACAUGACCUCCCAGUCAGUCCAGGGUCUCAACAGAGAGAACCAACAAAGACAUCAGAUCUUUCAUCCUAUCCUUGGUAUGGUGGCGCUAUGGAGAGAGAAACUGCAGAGGUCAAACUAGAGAAACUUAAGCCUGGUAGUUUUAUUGUUCGGGAUAGUAUGCGAACUGGUGGUUAUGCUCUCAGUAUUAAGUAUGACAAACUACCAAAACACAUUAAGAUAAGGGGCACAACUGAUAAACAGUACUACUUAGCAGACUCUAAAAUGUUUCAGUCUAUCCCGGAAUUGGUGAGCUACUAUCAGAACAAUUCACUGUCUCCAAGCUUCCCUGGUGUUGAUACUACUUUGAUGUAUCCAUAUAAGCGUGUACAAAGAAGGCAAUACACUUAUUACACCAUGUAUGUUGUACUCUAUUUUCAACCUUACAUACAUUGCCGUGCUGUGAUUGGCCAUGCAGUUGUACUUUAUGACUUUGCUGCUAGGGACACUAAAGAACUGACUUUAAAGAAAGGCGAGAAAGUUGAAAUUAUGAGUAAAGCUGGUGGUUUCCGUGGUUGGUGGAAAGGACAGAUAGAUGACAGGGUUGGUUACUUUCCAUCUACAUACGUUGAAGAAAAAGAUUAG